AUCAGUAACAGAUUUGGUUGAAGAAUUUCACUGUCACAGUGAUGAAAAUGUACAACCAACCACCGAUCGACGAGCUAUUCGAACACUUUGGACAUCUGCUAUUAUUUGUUUAAUUUUUAUCAUUUCUGAACUUAUCGGUGGCUAUUUAGCUCAUUCUCUUGCAAUUAUUACCGAUGCAGCACAUUUAUUAACUGAUUUCGCCGGUAUGCUGAUAUCAUUAUUUGCUCUUUACAUGUCAAAAAGGCCCGCAUCACAACGAAUGAGUUUUGGCUGGCACCGUGCGGAAGUAAUGGGUGCAUUUAUUUCCGUUUUUAUGAUUUGGAUCAUAACCGGAAUAUUAGUUUAUAUGGCUAUCGAUCGGAUCACUCGAGAUUCCUAUCAUAUUGACGCUUCUAUUAUGGCAAUUACUGCAGCAUUGGGUGUUUUCGUUAAUUUCAUUAUGGCGAUAUUACUCUAUUUUGGAGGACAUACACAUUCUCAUAAUGGUCAUAUGCAUUUGUCGCACUGUACAAAUUCGGGUAAUACUGCCAACAUUAAUGUACGGGCAGCUAUGAUUCAUGUUAUCGGGGAUUUAUUACAAAGUAUUGGGGUACUUAUUGCAGCAAUGCUCAUAUUUUUCAAUAAAUCGUGGUCUAUAGCAGAUCCUAUCUGUACGCUAUUUUUUUCAAUUACCGUCCUUUGUACCACAAUUUACAUUAUUCGAGAUGCAAUGUUUGUCCUACUGGAAGGUUCACCCUCAAGUAUUAAUUUUCGUACUGUAUUCGAUUCAUUGGAACGAAUUAACGGUGUUGAAAAAGUGCAUAAUUUACGAAUAUGGUCAUUAACGCUUGAUAAAAUAGCAAUAAGCGUACAUUUGGAAAUUACGCCAGGCGCAAACGCUCAAUGGAUUUUAAAACAAACAACGCAAAUGUUACGAGAUAAAUAUAAUGUAUUAGAAAGUACAGUACAAAUUGAAGGUUAUGAUCCAGAAAAGCAAGACUGCAAUAAAUGUAUACCGCCAGCUUUGUAA
Messenger RNA from Acanthocheilonema viteae, 1009 nucleotides. NCBI's taxonomy places the organism in Eukaryota, Metazoa, Nematoda, Chromadorea, Rhabditida, Onchocercidae. The record is from the annotation of a GenBank genome assembly.